Molecule: messenger RNA, 2488 nt
Organism: Poecilia latipinna (sailfin molly)
Lineage: Eukaryota; Metazoa; Chordata; Actinopteri; Cyprinodontiformes; Poeciliidae
Gene: pcyox1l
Product: prenylcysteine oxidase 1 like
Exons: 7
Coding region: 240-1745 (501 amino acids)
Biological process (GO): prenylcysteine catabolic process; prenylated protein catabolic process
Molecular function (GO): prenylcysteine oxidase activity
Source: RefSeq, a predicted model, not a curated record
CACGCUGGCAUAUAAAUGAUGCGGACCCCCCUUCUCUGCUACCGCAUCCUCCCAGUCAUCUUUGUACAUCUUUGUGAACCAUAUUAAACUUAAUUAACUGAUUUACUUCUCAGUAAAAUCAACCUGCAUCAUAUUUAUUCUAAGUAUGUCCCUCCAAGCGAAAGAAGGGAGAUAACCUGAACCUAAUCUGCUGGUACUGAACCGAACACGCUUACCCUCGGCGCUGCUCCCAACCGGCUAUGGGCGGCUUUCAACUCCCGCUCAUCGCGGUGGUGCUAACGGUCUGCUCAGCUGUCGGAAACCCGGAGACACCCGCUCAUGAAGACGGUGCUCCUCCUUCACGAAUCGCUGUGGUUGGAGCAGGUAUAGGAGGCAGCGCGACGGCCAAUUUCCUGCGCCAACACUUUGGUCCGGAGGUGCAGGUGGACGUGUUCGAGAAGGGCGAGGUCGGAGGUCGCCUGGCCACUGUAACCGUCAACCACAAUGAAUAUGAGUCUGGAGGAUCCAUUAUUCACUCCCUCAACCUGCACAUGCAGGAAUUUGUCAAACAGCUUGGUUUGAAAUACCGUCGAAAUGUGGCAGGAAAGACUGCCGUUUUUAAUAGUGAAGAGGUGAUUUUGGAGGAGACCGACUGGUACCUGUUGGAUCUGUUCCGGCUUUGGUGGCGCUAUGGGAUCAGCUUCAUACGGCUGCAGAUGUGGGUGGAGGAAAUCAUGGAGAAAUUUAUGAGGAUUUAUAAGUACCAGGCUCAUGGCUACGCCUUCAGCUCCGUGGAGGAACUCCUGGACUCUCUGGGAGGCAGCGGCUUCAUCAACAUGACCAGACGGCCGCUCUCCGACUCGCUGCUGGAGCUGGGCGUGUCGCAGCGCUUCAUAGAUGAGGUCAUCGCUCCCGUCAUGAGGGUCAACUACGGACAGAACGUCAGCAUCCCCGCCUUUGUAGGCGCUGUUUCUCUGGCUGGUGCCCAGAACAACCUGUGGGCGGUGGAAGGAGGAAACAAGCAGGUGUGUUCAGGACUCCUGAAGAUGGCUAACGCUAACUUACUGAAGGCUCAGGUCACAUCUAUCUCCCCGCUCCACUCAGGGGAGCUGCUGCAGUAUCAGCUGAACUUCACUGCAGCAUCAGGAGUCGGAUCGGAGCUGUACGACAUCGUAGUGUUGGCGACUCCGCUUCAGGCCAGCGUCGGUUCGGGACUCCAGUUCCAGGAUUUCGCCCCUCCCUUCGACGAGCUGCCCGGCAGCUAUCACGGCACCGUGGCAACAAUCGUUCACGGCUACCUCAACACGUCUUUCUUUGGUUUCCCGGACCCCCGCCUGUUCCCGUUCGCCAGCGUCCUCACGACCGAAACGCCCAGCCUGUUCUUCAACAGUGUGGCCAGCGUUUGUCCCGUCAACAUCUCAGCCGGCUUCCGGCGCAAGCAGCCACAGGAAGCCGGCAUCUACAAGGUGUUUUCACCUCAAUCUCUGGACAAAUCGCAACUCAAAACGCUUUUCAGGUCGUACUAUUCAGCCCAGGUGACGGAGUGGCAGGCCUACCCUCACUACGGCAGCAGCCAGGGCCUGCCACCUGUGGAGCUGCACCCCAACCUCUACUACCUCAACGGCAUCGAGUGGGCCGGCAGCGCCAUGGAGAUGAGCUCGGUGGCAGCCAAGAACAUCGCCCUGCUGGCGUACCACCGCUGGAACAAACAGACGGACAUGGUGGACCAGAAAGAUCUCAUGCACCGGAUCAAGACGGAGCUAUGAUCCAAUCAAUUCAAAGUGGGGAAAAGUCAGCUGUAAAAAUUUAUCUCAAAAGGAUUUUUGGGGGGGAAACUGUGAAUGUGUAUGGUUUAGUUUAUCUUAACUUGCAGAUAUUUAGCCUUAGGAUCUUUAAUCAAAGGAUUCCAAGCUUCUUGAAGUGUCUUGACGACGUUUCUAAAAUAAAACUUGCCUGUUGCUGUAAAUUAGUCAUAAAUCAACUGAAAUAAAAUGAGAACUUAUGAGACUUUUUAAACAAACAUAAAACAAUGUUUUAGUUUCCAAGUUGCUUUUGCCUGUAAAAUAAUUAGAGGAGAAUUGAUGCAUGUUGCAGGACUUUAAUGGGGUGUUUUUUAUUUUUGUUAAUCUUUCCACACAAAGAAGAAUGCCAAGCAGCCAGUUUAUAUUUUUGCUUUGAAGUGUCUGGACUGUUGCUUUGCUUCUUAGUUUUCAGAUGUGGUGAAUGUUCAUUACUUCAUGUAACUAUAAUAACUCAGUUUGUACAUAGAUGGUCCAGCAUGUCCUUCGUUUGGGGGUCUGCUGCAGUUUUAUUUGCCAAAGAAAAACUCAGAUAAAUUAGCUACUUGUUUAAAUUCACCAGUCAGUCCCAAUAAAUUAGAGCAACAUUAGAAAUGUUCAAUAUUUUAAUUCAGAAAGUAAAGCUCUUAUGAUUUAUAGAUUGAUUAAACACGCAACUAAAUAUAUUUCUGAUAACUUUAACAAAGUUAGCAUAUUUUAUAAGAACCAAU